CUAGCCACGCCCCGGACCUCCUCUCCGACGGCGACCAGCCGAGCAGCCAUUUGUUUACUCGCUCCUCCGCCUCGUUCUCUUGUCCGGAACGGGAUCACCUGACUUCGAGGAUUUGGAUCCCGCUCGUCCCUAUCCACCUCCCAUCGCCUCACCAACUCCUCCCGUCUGGGUUUGCGUGGUGAGUAAGGGUGAGAGAGUCAAGCCGAGGGCCAAGAACGGCUCAACAGCAGAGCCGAGGGAGAUAGCCAGAGCCAGUCACCCCGGCGACAGUACGCGAAGCUAGCUUGCAUCCAGAUCAGGCGUCCUCGACUCCACCCCUGGGCUGCCGUGGAGCUGAGAUCCAUCCGGGCCUGGAUUGGUUUCUUCUUGUGUCGGAACAAUUCCGCAUCAGUUGAUUACCUAAAAAAAAUCCAUAUCUCCACAUGAGUAAAAGGCAUAGAAAGAGCAUCAAGUUUGGACUAAAGAGCUCGUGAUUUUGAGUAAUUUAGGAGGGAUAAAUGCGUAGCAAAACCUUGAUCCUGGAAUGUUGUCCAGUCGAAGGAAUAGCGGGGUUAUCCUAAGGGAAGGGUCGGUUAGGGUCUGGUCCGAGUUUAAUGAUCCCUCGCCGUCUCCAAAACUUCUGUAUUCGCAGUCCUAUGUCGCACUGAGGGGGCUGCUGGCCUCGGUGGUCUCCUUGGACUUUGUUCUGCUGUCAAGUAAGAUAAAAUCUACAUGGGCAGCUAUGACGUCCCAGAGGCAUACUCGAUCUCAGGAGAGAUUAAAAUCAAAGGGGUUGAGCUGCAAGAAACUUGCAGUUCAUCUGUUGUUGUGUUUCAUGGUUGGCAUUUUCAUUGGGUUUAUGCCAUUCUUCUCGGUUGAUGUUUAUAAGAAGAUAGUAUCUGAAAACAAGAGGCUUCCGUUCCAUGAGGGUUUGAUUGAGAAGGAAAUGAUGGAUAAUAAAGUUAAGGAGUUGGAGACAGUUGUAGUGGAGAAAGAGGUCGAACUGAUUGACGAGCCAGAGGUUGAAGAGAGCCCUCCAGUUCCUGCAAUGUUGGAUGAUGACGCUGAUUUUGCUGAAUCAUCACCUGCAUUACCUGCUAUUAAUGAAUUGGACAUCACUGUGAAGAAGCUGCUGAUAAUUGUGACAAUCACCUCUGUUCGACCUCAACAGGCAUAUUACUUGAAUCGGCUAGCUCAUGUUUUGAAAGAUGUACAAUCGCCUCUUUUGUGGUUAGUGGUGGAAUGGCCUGAACAGUCUUUUGAAACCACAGAAAUCCUGAGGUCUUCUGGGGUUAUGUACAGGCAUCUUAUAUGUAAAAAGAAUACUACAAGUGUACGAAAGAUUGCUGUCUGUCAAAGGAAUAAUGCAAUCUAUCAUAUCAAGAAGUAUCGCCUUGAUGGUAUAAUGCAUUUUGCUGAUGAAGAGCGGUCAUAUGCAGGUGAUGUAUUUGAAGAAAUGCAGAAAAUCAGGCGCUUUGGCACAUGGCCUGUAGCAACUCAUGUCGGAACUAAGUAUAGGGCAGUCUUAGAAGGUCCUAUUUGUAAAGGUAACAGAGUCACUGGAUGGCACACAGUUCAAACAGUUCAGAAGAAGGGUGUGACUCGUCGAUUCCCAAUUGGUUUCUCUGCAUUUGCUUUCAACACUACAAUGUUAUGGGAUCCUCAGAGAUGGAACCGCCCACCUAUGGAUUCUGUUGCAGUCCACUCAGGUGGAAGAGGUGGUUUGCAGGAGUCGAGAUUUAUCGAAAAGCUUGUUAAAAAUGAUCGUCAGGUAGAGGGUUUUCCAGACAAUUGCAACAGGGUCAUGGUCUGGAACUUCAACUUGGAACCUCCUCAACUCAACUAUCCCACAGGCUGGUCAUUAUAUAAGAACCUAGAACCCAACAUACCUGUAACAUAAUGUCUUGCUGCCUGCAAUGUGUCCGCUCCUGGACUCAGCAAUCCAGAAGUUCGAAUGGCACGGUGGUGAUGAAUUUCGACUCCCUGUUGUCACCAGGUUGCAGUAUCAUACCAGUUGCAGUGCCAAUGAAGAAGUCUGACCAGAGCUUUUCUUUUUUCUUUUCUUUUGUUUAUUCUUUCUAUGCUCGUUAUUUUCCCCCCUUGUAUUCACCAGCUAGAUACCGUACUGUAGAUUUUUUAGGUUCCUCUGCUUUAUCAUAUGUGUUACCUUACAGAUGUAAAAGCUUGCAUCCAUUGCAACUUUUGAAGAGCAAAGGCAAAUACUCUCUUGAUACGUGAACAUAUUUGAAUCAAGUCAUUCAGCUUGUGAGUUGUAA
Molecule: messenger RNA, 2255 nt
Organism: Phragmites australis (common reed)
Lineage: Eukaryota; Viridiplantae; Streptophyta; Magnoliopsida; Poales; Poaceae
Product: probable beta-1,4-xylosyltransferase GT43E
Exons: 4
Coding region: 524-1879 (451 amino acids)
Biological process (GO): glucuronoxylan biosynthetic process; plant-type secondary cell wall biogenesis
Cellular component (GO): Golgi membrane
Molecular function (GO): galactosylgalactosylxylosylprotein 3-beta-glucuronosyltransferase activity; xylosyltransferase activity
Source: RefSeq, a predicted model, not a curated record